Glycine soja is the source of this 705-nucleotide messenger RNA. RefSeq lists its product as uncharacterized. The coding region runs from base 1 to 705 and encodes 234 amino acids. Gene Ontology annotation, biological process: root development; shoot system development. The transcript has a single exon. NCBI's taxonomy places the organism in Eukaryota, Viridiplantae, Streptophyta, Magnoliopsida, Fabales, Fabaceae. The record is from RefSeq and is a predicted model, not a curated record.
AUGGCACCCCUUGAUUUUGUUGCACUUAAAGACUUGCACAAUUCAGCAAACAACCUUCUCCAUUCUCCAAUAGUUCAACAAGCUAUUGCCCAUCAAACAGAAGAAAAAUGGUUUGAUGAUGUGUCAGAGUCAUCUCUGAGGAUGUUGGAGGUGUGUGGCAUCUCAAAAGAUGUUCUCUUGCUAGUAAAAGAACACCUCCAAGAACUUCAAUUCACUUUGCGUAGAGCAAGCAUUGGUGAUCCAGGAAUUGAAGAAAAAAUCGCAGCCUACAAUUGCUAUAGGAAGAAACUGAAGAAAGAAACAUUGAAGUGGUUGAAGUGGUUGAAGAAGGGUAUGAAGAGUCAAACAGCCACCAUGCACCCUCCAAUGUUUAAUGAACAAAAGCUAGUGUUGGUUGUUGAUGUGCUAAGAGAAGUGAGGAUGACCAGCAUUUGCAUUGUGGAAUCACUUUUGUCCCUUGUUUCCUCACCUUGGUUGGAUACAAAAUCAGGGAAAUUAAGGUCCUUCACAUCAAAGCUUGUGCGUGUGAGUUUGCAUUGUUGUUCAGAUGAUAUGAUCUAUUAUGAUGCCAUGGUGCUUCAAAGUGAAAACAAAAGGUUAGCAGGGGUUAGGAUGGCCAUAGAAGAUCUUGAGGUGGAGUUGGAGUGCAUGUUCAGACGUUUGAUCCACACAAGAGUUUUGCUUCUUAACAUUCUUACCAAAUAG